This is a messenger RNA of Danio rerio (zebrafish), 9233 nucleotides long. The record is from RefSeq and is a predicted model, not a curated record. Lineage: Eukaryota; Metazoa; Chordata; Actinopteri; Cypriniformes; Danionidae.
UCGAUUCAAUCCAGCCAAUUAAAUAUCGACGCUCAUCACUUCCAGCCCGCAAACACGUGCGCAAACAAGCAGCUUGGAGAGAGAAAGAGAGAGCAGUGUUAGUCUACUUCUGUUCUUUAUAGCCUAAUGUUGGAGAUAAUGUUAAAAUGUUCUCAUGGCCGUUCAUCCCUUCAGAAUAACUGUUGAUUUGUUUUCGCACGCGUUCAUUCCAUCGCACUCGCCUCUCUCGCUGCGUGUCUUAUUGGAGCUCACCGCGCGGUGGCACCGUGCAUCAGCCCCCUCCGCGCGCACCGCUCUCUCCGAUCCGCUGCUCAUAUGAUGCUGAAGAUCUUCAGCGCAACGGGCCGGUUCUUGGGCGGCAUUCGGCGAUGACAGUUUGAUCUCUCACGAACAGCGUCUCUCAUCCUCGUACACAACGGAGCUUUACGCGCAGCAUGGUUCGACUGGACCAAACAGCACCACGGCGCACUAAAACGGGACUUGGAAAGUUACUCAUGCCGAAUGAAGCUCAUUCUGCAUCUGGGCGGACUCACUGAACGGGAGGUUCUUCAAUGCUGAAAGACUCGUCUUGGGGAUAACAAACAGCCGCGCGCUAGUAACUGAGACGAACUUUCGGUUCAUUGGCUCAAGGAGAAUAACAGCGUUAUUGUUUAUGAGUGAACCAUCAUCCGUCUAAUCACGUUCAAAGGAUCGUUAUCAACAGUUUAUUAACUAGAGGCGCUUGCGCUCUGGAUUGGGAAUGUAUUUAUCGAUCAAAGUGAACGCAUGAGCGCAGAGACAGUGGAUGAAUGAACAAAAAGUCUCACUGAAAAAUCAAUAUUGCCGUGCUUUGGAGUCGUAGAAUUGUGCGCGCAAAGUUUGAACAUAAACAAACUCACACUUACAACUGAGAUCAGUACUAUCACGCGUAUAUUAAUGUGAAGGAUUAGUGUCUUACUGAAUCGAACAAGAGCUCGUUUCAUGCGCAAAGACGCGCCCGAGAUACUUCAGAAAAUUACGCGCACAACUGUGGCUGGACUGUGAGGAGCAACAUGUACCCUGCGUGCCGGACAAACGCGUUCUGUAUCUCUCCAUCUGCUGCUCUGGCAAUGUUUGGGAAUUCGGGUAAAGCGAGAAUGAGACCCUGUUGGAUUGUAAUAUUGCUGUUGGUGCUUCUACAUCUGGCUUCAGCACAAGAUGACGUUCCUCCAUACUUUAAAACAGAGCCGGUCCCGAGUCAGUUGCAUCUAGAGAGGAACCGGUUGGUCUUGACCUGUAUGGCUGAAGGAAGCUGGCCUUUGGAGUUUAAAUGGAUCCACAACGAUACAGAGAUCACACGGUUCUCGCUCGAGUACAGGUAUUUGAUUCCAUCUCUGGACCGAUCGCAUGCUGGCUUCUACAGGUGCAUUGUGAGGAACCGAGUUGGAGCUCUGUUACAGAGGAGAACUGAAGUACAAGUGGCAUAUAUGGGAAGUUUUGAGGAAGGGGAACGAACUCAAGCUGUAUCCCAAGGAGAAGGAGCCGUGAUACCAGCGCCUCGCAUUCGCUGUUUCCCUCAACCACAGGUUACCUGGUUCAGAGACGGACGCAAAAUCCCUCCCAGCAGCCGCAUAGCCAUCACUCUGGAUAAUACGCUGGUCAUCCUGUCCACCGUGGCCCCAGAUGCUGGACGAUACUACGUGCAAGCUGUGAAUGACAAGAACGGAGAAAAUAAGACCGGCCAACAUAUAACACUGUCUGUGGAAAAUGUCGGUGGUCCUGCAGACCCCAUCGCACCCACCAUCGUAAUACCGCCGAGGAACACCAGCGUCAUCUCCGGCACUUCUGAGGUCACCAUGGAGUGUGUGGCCAAUGCCAGGCCACUGAUAAAGCUGAGCAUCAGCUGGAAGAAGGACGGUGUGUUGGUGAGGAGUGGCCUGAGUGAUUUUAACCGCAGACUGACCGUGUUGAGUCCAGCAGUCAGCGACUCAGGCUUCUAUGAGUGUGAAGCUGUUCUCCGCAGCAGUAGCGUUCCCGCGGUCAGCGCUGGAGCGUAUCUUCAUGUGCUUGAACCACCUCAGUUUGUGAAGGAACCUGAGAAACACAUCACAGCAGAGAUGGAGAAAGUUGUGGACAUUCCUUGUCAGGCCAGAGGUGUUCCUCAGCCUGAUAUUGUGUGGUAUAAAGAUGCAGUUCCCAUAAGCCCUGUGAAGACGCCGCGCUACAGAGUGUUGAGCGGCGGUAGCCUUCAGGUAAACGGCCUUCUGCCUGAUGACACCGGGAUGUUCCAGUGCUUCGCCCGAAACCAAGCUGGAGAGGUGCAGACCAACACCUACCUCGCAGUGACCAGUAUAGCACCGAACAUCACGGCAGGGCCUUCCGACAGCACUGUGAUUGACGGCAUGUCAGUUAUCCUGCACUGUGAGACCUCGGGAGCGCCCCGUCCUGCCAUCACCUGGCAGAAAGGAGAACGAGUGCUGGCAAGUGGUUCCGUUCAGCUCCCGCGGUUUACUCUCCUGGAAUCAGGAAGUUUACUCAUAAGCCCGUCCCAUAUAUCAGACGCCGGCACUUACACCUGCAUGGCCAGCAACUCACGUGGCAUAGACGAGGCCUCUGCUGACCUUGUGGUCUGGGCCCGCACACGCAUUACUAAUCCCCCUCAGGAUCAGAGCGUCAUCAAAGGAACGAAAGCCACCAUGACCUGCGGUGUGACACAUGACCCCAGCGUCUCAGUCAGGUUUGUUUGGGAGAAGGACGGUCAGGUGAUCGUCACUCAGGGUUUGCCCCGGCUGCGUCUGGACGUCAACGGGACUCUGCACAUCUCUCAGACCUGGUCAGGAGACAUCGGCACAUACACCUGCAGAGUGACAUCAGUUGGCGGCAACGACUCCCGUAACGCACACUUGCGCGUCAGGCAGCUGCCUCACGCCCCUGAGAACCCCAGCGCAGUGUUGAGCAGCACAGAGAAGAGAGCCAUAAACCUGACGUGGGCCAAACCUUUUGAUGGAAACAGCCCUCUUAUCCGCUACAUUCUGGAAGUUUCUGAAAACAAUGCUCCUUGGACAGUCCUGUUAGCCAACAUUGAGCCUGAAUCAACCGCUGUAACGGUGAACGGCCUGAUCCCGGCACGCUCCUACCAGUUCCGCCUGUGUGCCGUCAACGACGUGGGCAAAGGCCAGUUCAGUAAAGAGACUGACCGAGUGUCCCUUCCAGAAGAGCCUCCCAGUGCUCCCCCUCAAAACGUCAUCGCCAGCGGCCGCACAAACCAGUCCAUCAUGAUUCAGUGGCAGCCUCCACCCGAAAGCCACCAAAACGGCAUCCUCAGAGGAUACAUCAUCCGGUAUCGUCUGACUGGUCUGCCUGUGGAUAUCCAGUAUAAAAAUAUCUCGAACCCUGAUGUCACCAACCUGCUGCUGGAGGAUCUCAUCAUCUGGACUAAUUAUGAAAUCGAAGUGGCGGCUUAUAAUGGAGCUGGACUGGGGGUUUACUGUCAUAAAGUUACAGAGUGGACACUUCAGGGAGUUCCCACCAUUGCUCCAGGCAACGUGAAAGCAGAGCCCGUCAACUCCACCACAAUCCGCUUCACCUGGACAGCCCCGAACCCGCAGUUCAUCAACGGCAUCAACCAGGGCUACAAGCUGUUAGCAUGGGAGCCAGGAAAGGAAGAUGAGACGACAGUAGUGACGGUUCGGCCCAACUUUCAGGACAGCGUUCAUGUGGGCCACAUCGGCGGAUUGAAGAAGUUCUCAGAGUACUACACAUCUGUACUGUGCUUCACCACACCAGGAGACGGACCCCGCAGCUCUCCAAGACGACUGCGAACACAUGAAGACACUCCUGGUGCUGUGGGUCAUCUGAGCUUCACUGAGAUUCUGGACACUUCUCUUAAAGUCAGCUGGAGAGAGCCAAAUGAGAAGAACGGCGUUCUGACUGGUUAUCGUAUAUCAUGGGAGGAGUACAACCGCACUAACACACGAGUUACACACUAUCUGCCCAACGUGACUCUGGAGUACCGAGUGACCGGACUGACGGCUCUCACCACAUACACCAUUGAGGUGGCAGCCAUGACCUCUAAAGGCCAGGGUCAGCUGUCAUCCUCAACCAUCUCUUCAGGAGUACCACCAGAGCUUCCCGGCCCACCCACAAACCUGGCCAUUUCAAACAUAGGCCCUCGAACGGUAACCUUACAGUUUAAGCCCGGAUACGACGGCAAGACUUCAAUUUCCCGUUGGCAGGUAGAGGCUCAGGUGGGAGUCAUUGGGGAGAAUGAGGAUUGGGUGAUGGUUCAUCAGCGGGCCAAUGAGCCUGAUGCUCGCUCCCUGGAGGUCUCCGGCCUUAACCCUUACACAUUUUACAGGUUCCGCAUGCGUCAGGUGAAUAUAGUAGGCACCAGUCCACCCAGCCAGCCUUCCAGAAAGAUCCAGACCUUGCAGGCUCCUCCUGAUAUGGCCCCUGCAAAUGUCACCCUACGGACGGCCAGUGAAACCAGCCUCUGGCUUAGAUGGGUGCCUCUUCCUGAAUGGGAGUACAAUGGGAACCCUGAUUCGGUGGGUUAUCGUGUGCAGUACAGCAGGACUGGAGCUCCAUCUAAAGCUCUGCUGCACGUUAUCGCAGACCGUCUGGAGAGAGAGUUCACUAUAGAGGACCUGGAGGAGUGGACCGAAUAUGAGGUCAGAGUUCAGGCCAUUAACGGCAUCGGAGCGGGACCCUGGAGUCAACCUGUACGGGGCAGAACCAGAGAGUCUGUCCCCUCUUGUGGCCCCACAAAUGUUUCUGCAUUUGCUACUACCUCCAGCAGCAUUCUGGUCCGCUGGUUUGAAGUUCCGGAACCUGACCGGAAUGGACUCAUCCUAGGAUAUAAGGUGGCAUACAAGGAGAAGGAUUCAGACUCUCCUCUUCAGUUCUGGACUGUUGAAGGAAACGCCAGUCAUAGUGUUCAACUGACCGGACUGGGGAAGUAUGUUCUAUAUGAGAUCCAGGUUUUAGCCUUUACCCGCAUUGGAGACGGUCGACCCAGCACUCCUUCAAUCCUGGAGCGAACCCUUGAUGACGUUCCUGGGCCGCCUGUUGUCAUUCUGUUUCCUGAAGUUCGGACCACCUCAGUCAGACUCAUCUGGCAGCCACCUUCCCAACCCAAUGGCAUCAUACUCGCCUAUCAGAUCACAUACCGGCUGAACUCCACCAAUAGCAACACGGCCACGUUUGACGUGUUGAACUCCAGCGCACGGCAGUAUACUGUCACUGGACUGAGGCCGGAAUCGGUGUAUGUGUUUCGUAUCAGAGCGCAGACACGCAAGGGAUGGGGAGAGGCGGCGGAAGCCUUAGUCGUCACUACCGAGAAGAGAGCUCGGCCUCAGCCCACCAGUCGUCCCACAGUCCCUCAGGAGAAUGUGCAGGCGCGCAGUGUGCUGUUGUCAUGGGAACCAGGCAGCGAUGGUUUAUCGCCAAUCCGUUAUUACACGGUUCAGGUCCGCGAGCUGCCCGAGAAGAACUGGACAGUGCAUUCUGCCUCUGUCAGCCACGAGUCCAGCUCCUACAUUGUAGACAGGCUGAAGCCUUUCACCUCGUAUCAGUUCAGAGUGAAGGCCACUAAUGAUAUUGGAGACAGUGACUACAGUCAAGAGAGUGAAGCCAUCACAACACUUCAGGAUGCUCCAGACGAAUCUCCUACAAUUCUCACCGUCACGCCGCACACCACAACCUCGGUGCUGAUUUGCUGGCAGCCCCCUCCUGAGGAGAAGAUUAAUGGAAUCCUGCUUGGCUUUCGAAUCCGAUAUCGGGAGUUGCUUUAUGAUCGGCUUCGAAGUUUUAGUGUUCAUACCAUCAGCAGUGCUUCAGCCAGCUGGGCAGAACUCACAUCUCCAUAUAGCAUGAGAAACCUCAGUGAACCCUCCCUCACCCAAUAUGAGCUGGACAAUCUUCUGAAGCACAAACGCUAUGAAAUCCGAAUGAGCGUGUAUAAUGCUGUGGGUGAAGGUCCAACCAGCUCACCACAGGAAGUCUUUGUUGGUGAAGCAGUUCCCACUGCCCCACCUCAAAAUGUGAUCAUCCAAUCAGCUACUGCCACACAAUUUGAUGUGACGUGGGACCCGCCUCCACUGGAGACUCAGAAUGGAGAUAUUCAGGGCUAUAAGAUUUUCUUUUGGGAAUAUCAGCGAAAAAACGAGACGGAGAAACUGCGGACUCUCUUCCUGCCAGAAGGAGGGGUAAAGUUGAAGAACUUAACAGGCUACACCACCUACAUGAUCAGCGUCGCUGCUUUCAACGCCGCCGGUGAUGGGCCACGCAGCCCACCAACCAGAGGAAGAACACAACAAGCCGCUCCCAGCGCUCCCAGUUUUAUCCACUUCAGUGAGCUCACCACCACCUCUGUGAACGUGUCGUGGGGCGAACCGGUCUUUCCUAACGGCAUCAUCGAGGGCUACAGACUCAUCUAUGAGCCCUGCAUGCCUGUGGAUGAGUCCUCAGUGGCCUGUGUCGACUGUCUUCACUCCCCCUCCCCCCCAGGCGUCAGUAAAAUCGUGACGGUGGACGUGAAGGGAAACGCGCCGCUCUGGCUGAAAAUCAAAGACCUGGCGGAUGGUGUCACGUACAACUUUCGCAUCCGCGCCAAAACCUUCACCUACGGUCCUGAGGUGGAGGCCAACAUCACCACAGGACCCGGAGAAGGAGCCCCUGGGCCUCCUGGUGAGCCAUUCAUCUCACGAUAUGGCUCCGCCCUCACCAUCCACUGGGCCAAUGGGGACCCUGGACGAGCACCAAUCACACGCUAUGUUAUUGAAGCCAGACCCUCAGAUGAAGGAUUGUGGGACAUCUUAAUCAAGGACAUUCCCAAGGAAGUGACAUCGUACACCUUUAACAUGGAUAUCUUGAAGCAGGGAGUCAGCUAUGACUUCAGGGUCAUUGGUGUAAACGAUUAUGGGUACGGCUCACCAAGCCAACCGUCACCAUCCAUAUCAGCCCAGAAAGUAGCUCCGUUUUAUGAGGAAUGGUGGUUUCUGGUGGUGGUGGCUCUGGUCGGCCUUAUCUUCAUCCUGCUUCUGGUUUUCAUCCUCAUCAUCAGAGGCCAGAGCAAGAAAUAUGCCAAGAAAUCUGAUUCAAGCAACAAUUCCAACUGCAAUGCCCUGACACAUGGAGAAAUGGUCAGCCUGGACGAGAGCCGCUUCCCUGCUUUAGAACUGAACAAUCGACGUCUGUCCGUCAAAAAUUCCUUCUGUCGCAAAAAUGGCGUCUAUACCAGGUCACCUCCUCGUCCCAGUCCAGGCAGUCUGAAUUACUCGGAUGAGGACGUCAGCACUAAAUACAAUGAUCUGAUCCCGGCGGAGAGCAGCAGUUUGACAGAGAAACCCUCCGAGAUCUCAGAUUCACAGGAGGCGCUUGUUUUCUCCUUUAAGACUGGGGGCCUUCAAACUCUUCCAACUCAAUGGGGCAGCGACAGUGAAUAUGAGGUGGACCCCAACCGCCAGAAGACCCAUUCCUUUGUCAACCACUACAUCAGCGACCCGACCUACUACAACUCCUGGCGCCGGCAGCAGAAGGGAAUCUCCAGAGCGCAGGCCUACAACUACACAGAGUCUGAGUCGGGUGAGCCCGAACACUGCGCCCCUCCUCCCCCUCUGCCUCCUCUUCCUCCUCUGCCACCGUUCCCCCCUCAGCUCAGCUCUCCUACGCCCCAGAGCCAGUCCCAAACUGGCAGCCUUUUCAGGCCCAAGGGUAGCCGGACUCCCACUCCAUCCCAGCAGAGCUCCAACCCACCCAGUCAGCACGGCACACUUUAUCGGCCCCCAAGCAGCUUGGCUCCAGGCUCCCGAGCCCCUAUCGCCGGCUUCUCCUCAUUUGUUUGAUAGGAUGAAGAUAUCGAAUACACGGAAACACAAAACGAAGACAAGGGGGAUCUUGUUUUCCUAAACGCCUGGUCACUCUACUGAAGAACGGCAACAAAACAUCAAGCCCGGGAUCUGUUGUGCUUUACCUUUAUUUUGAUAUACUUUCUUUGAUCGCACAUGGUUUGUUUUUUUAUUUUCUUUCAGUUUCGCGUUCAUUGUUUUGUUUCUUUGCUUGUGUGUACACUCUGUUUAGAAUGAAAGACAAUCACUUGGAAAGACAUGUAAACGCAUUGGUUUGUUUAUUUUGUGUUGGCUGAAUUAACUGCAUGCCGUUUUUGUUUCGUUUUCUUUUUCGUUUGGCUCUUAUCUUUUUGUUUUGUUCCACAAAAGUACAACACCAACACUAAGUUACCAAUGCUGGACAACACAUGAAAAAGACAUUUAAAACUAAAUAAACAAAUAGCGCUCAGCACUUGGACCACCAGCGGUGACUGACAUCAUGAAAAAAGCUAAAUGGUGGCUUUUACUGUGGUGCUUUUGUUCUUACACAGAUAGCAAAGUGCCGCGGUGAUUAGGGGAGGUUAAAGUUCGUUCGAGUAUGAUCUGAUAAAGACCCGCCUGCACUUAGCACAUGUUUGAGUUUAAAAUCGAACAUCAUUUAUUGAUGUCACAGAUCGGUGUUUUGAGAAGGCCAAAGGUCAAAGUAAGUGCUUCACGCUAAUCUGUGUAAUGAAUGUUUUGUCCUGGAGAGAUGAAAUGUAGAUUGAGGACUUGAGAAUGAGUAUAUUUUCCCCUGUGAUAGAUGGAAGGCCAAAUAUGUAAGAGUCUAAUUCACUAUGAUAUUAUUAUACUAUUGCUCUGGAUUCAGAGUUGUUCUUGUCAGCAGCGGGUGUGUGUGUAUGUGUGUGUGUGUGUGUAUGUGGUGGGCAGGGUCAUUGUUGCUCCUUUUGAUUUGACUCUAUGAUGUCAUCAUCCUGAGGUUCAGGUUGCACUUCGGCUGGACAUAACAGUGGAUAUCAGAUACUUACCAGCAUCUCAGGUGAAGCUGGAGGUCAAAAACUAUCAUCAAAGAGUUCAUACACCUCUCGGAUAUUCCCUUCCCUGCUCAUCCAAAAACGUCAUAGACGCUGACAACAUUUCAAAGAUUGUGCAACCAAGCAUAUGUAUUGUACCUGUGAACUUUAAACCACAUGGAUUUUCUCAACACUUCGCUUCGACACGGCUAUUCAAAGUUACUGAAGAUAAAAGAAAACGGACUAAGGGACCCAACACAAAGCCAGCAGAGAACUUAACGGCACUUGCACAGCUUACUUGUGAGGUUUAAUGAUGUUGUUUGCUAUUUCUUUUCCGUGAAGUGAUUUUACUGUCUGUAUAAACAAGGUCAAUCACAUGCUCAGUCUGCCUGAACACAGUAUAUUCCUAAAUAAAUUAUGUUUUCUGCAAAAGGUA